UAUACUUAAUAGAUAUGUUUGACCAACUUAUAAAUCAAACUAAUCUCUUUGACAUUAAAAUCUUGAGGGAUAGUUAACAAAGCUUAAUAAAUGGAAAUUGAGUAACAUCAUUUUACUUUAUUUAAGUUUUUUACCAAACUCUUGUUACAUUAUUAAUUAUUUUUUACCCUUAAUAAUUAUUCCUUUAAAAUUUAUGGAGUAACAUUUAACUUUUAUUUUUUUAAUUUUUCGGUGGACAACUCUUAAUUUUUUAAUUUUGUACCAAACAUUAUCUUAGUAGGAUCAGAUUAAGACAUGAAUGAUGUUUCAGUUAAUUAGUUUGCUGGUGCUGGAAUUUCCUAGUAGUUUUCUAGCCCAAGCAAAGGAUCAAAAACUAAAGUUUAGCGGAAUAUCAACCUGCAACAUCAACCAUGACAUAUGGCACCUUAUAUAUAAAUGAGGGACAACGACUAAAGAGAUGUAUAAACAAAUCCAUCCCACAACUUAGAAGGGGUUACCUGUGAAGCAGAAAGCUCUGCAAAAGAACAAUGGCAGAGGGCGCAGUAACUAUUCUGCUUGAAAAAUUUGUUCCCCUUUUCGAAAAUGAAGUACAGCUCUUGAGCGGGGGUCGAGAAGAUAUAGUGUUCGUGAGAGCAGAGUUGGAGCGGAUAAGAGCCUUCCUAAAGGUUGCAGAUUCACUGGAAGAGAGUGAUGAGGAAGUAAAAGUGUGGGUUAAACAAAUCAGAGAUGUUGCUCAUGACACUGAAGACGUUUUAGAUGAGUACAGAAUUCUACAAACACAUGAUCAUGGCAAUGGGCUCUUUGGUUUUCUACAUAAGAUGUCUUGUUGCAUUAAGAACAUGAAGGCUCAUUAUCGAAUAGCAUCAGAAAUACGAGAGAUCAAAUCAAGAAUCAAAAAUAUUUCUGCUGGACAUCGAAUACUCCACCAGAAGUUCUGUGUAGCCGGACAAGGUGCAAACUCCACCUGUGCAGGCAACGAAUGGCAAGACCAGAGAGGGGAUGCCCUUCUUCUAGACAGAACUGAUCUAGUGGGCAUUGAUAAGCCCACAAAGAAGCUGGUUGGUUGGCUGGUUAAUGAAGGUACAGGGCGUGAAGUAGUUUCACUUGCAGGGAUGGGAGGAUUGGGGAAAACCACCUUGGCGAAACAAGUCUAUGAUGAUUCAGAAGUAAAGAAACAUUUCAGCAUGCAUGCCUGGAUAACAGUGUCUAGAUCUUACAAGAUGGAAGAACUCCUUAAAGACAUUGUUCAACAACUCUUCAGUGCAGAUAGGAAGCCAGUUCCCAGAGAAGCAGACAACAUGAACAGCAAUCAGCUGAAAACAAUAAUUAAGGAGCUGCUUCAGAACAGAAGGUACCUAAUUGUUUUGGAUGAUGUAUGGCAUAUAAAUGAGUGGGAUGCCGUCAAAUAUGCCUUGCCCACCAACAACUGUGGCAGCCGAGUCAUUCUCACUACACGCAAUGCUGAUCUUGCCUUCACCUCACGCAUAGAAUAUGAAGGUAAGGUCUAUUACUUGGAGCCAUUGCCUCCAGAAGAGUCUUGGACUCUUUUCUGCAGGAAGACAUUCCAAGGGAACUUAUGUCCUCAUCAUUUGGAGGAUAUUUGCAAAAGCAUACUCAGAAAAUGUGAGGGACUUCCCCUUGCAAUUGUGGCAGUUAGUGGAAUUCUUGCUACCAAAGACAUGCGAAGGAUAGAUGAAUGGGAAAUGGUUCGACAUAGCCUUGGUGCUGAAAUUGAAGGCAAUGAUAAACUUAAGAAUUUAAAGAAGGUACUUUCACUCAGUUUCAAUGAUCUGCCAUACUAUCUCAAGUCUUGUUUCUUAUACUUGAGCAUCUUUCCUGAGGAUCAUCCAAUUGAGCAUAUGAGACUCAUUAGAUUGUGGGUUGCAGAAGGAUUUGUGGAAGCAAAAUAUGGAAAAGAAUUAGAAGAUGUUGCAGGGGACUAUCUCAAUGAACUCUUAAAUAGAAGCCUGCUACAAGUAGCAGAAACAACCAGCGAUGGACGGAUCAAAACAUGUCAAACUCAUGAUCUUCUACGAGAGAUUGUCAUCUCAAAGUCAAGAGAGCAAAAUUUUGCAGUUAUAGCCAAGGAACAUAACGUUACAUGGCCAGAUAGACUUCGGCGUCUAUCAAUUCACAACACAUUACAAAAUGUGCAACAGAACAGGUGUGUUUCUCAGUUACGUUCAUUAUUCAUGUUUGGCAUAGCAGAGAAGUCACCCAUAACUGGCCUGUUUCCCAGUGGCUUUAGGUUGCUUAAUGUGUUAGAUUUGCAAGGUUCAAAUCUAAACAAGUUCCCAAUUCAGGUUAUCAACCUAUACUACCUAAAGUAUCUAAGCUUGAAAAGUACAAAGGUAGCUACAAUUCCAUCCUAUAUAGGGAAGCUUCAACACCUAGAGACCUUAGAUCUGAAACACGCCCAUGUCACUGAAUUGCCUGUGGAGAUCCUGAAGCUACGAAAACUUCGCCAUCUUCUUGUGUAUCGUUAUGAGUACGAGUCUUAUGCACAUUUCCACUCCAAGCAUGGAUUCAAGGCUCUGGAAAAAAUAGGUGUUUUGCGGUCACUGCAGAAGCUAUGCUUAAUAGAAGCAAACCUAGGAAAUGGCAAUAUAAUGAAGGAACUCAGGAAGCUAACCCAACUGAGAAGGUUAGGUGUAGUAAAGUUGAGAAAGGAAGACGGGAAGACUCUGUGCUCAUCUAUUGAAAAUCUCAGCAACCUUCGUGCAUUAUCCCUACUUUCUGUGGAAGACGAGAUACUUGAUCUUCAGCACCUAUUUUCUCCUCCACAAUUACUUCAGCGGCUUUACUUGACAGGACGUUUAGAGACACUACCACACUGGAUACCUAAUCUUGCAAGCCUGGUUAGACUGCAUUUGAAAUGGAGCCGCUUGCAGGAUGAUCCACUUGAAUCUCUUCAAAUUCUUCCAAAUCUUGUACAUCUUGAAUUACUCCAAAUGUAUGAAGGAGACACACUGUGUUUCAAGGCUGGUGGGUUUAAGAAGCUGAAGCUCUUAGGCAUUGAUAAAUUCGAUGAACUAAAAUGCAUACAAGUGGAGGCAGGAUCAAUGCCCAUAGUGGAGAAGUUGUGCAUUCAGCGCUGUAAGUUUUUGCAUAAGGUACCCUUGGGCAUUGAAUAUCUGACAAAGCUCAAAGUGCUUGAAUUCUUUGAUAUGCCUCAUGAAUUAAUCAAGACACUUCAUUCUGAUGAAAAAGAGGGAGAUUAUUGGAGAGUUGCACACAUCCCAGAAGUGUAUUCUACCUACUGGAGAGAUGGGGGAUGGGAAGUCUAUUCUUUGGAAAGUUUCAAUGAUGCUUACAGGCCAAGUCCUGUCACAAGGAACCAGGAGCUUUAUACUCGCUGGAAAUAGCAUUUUUCUUGCAUGUUGGUUUCAUUAUCU
This is a messenger RNA of Hevea brasiliensis (rubber tree), 3395 nucleotides long. RefSeq names its product disease resistance protein RPM1. NCBI's taxonomy places the organism in Eukaryota, Viridiplantae, Streptophyta, Magnoliopsida, Malpighiales, Euphorbiaceae. Gene Ontology annotation, molecular function: ADP binding. The coding region runs from base 528 to 3365 and encodes 945 amino acids. The record is from RefSeq and is a predicted model, not a curated record. Gene Ontology annotation, biological process: defense response to other organism. The transcript has a single exon.